Molecule: messenger RNA, 1571 nt
Organism: Cicer arietinum (chickpea)
Lineage: Eukaryota; Viridiplantae; Streptophyta; Magnoliopsida; Fabales; Fabaceae
Product: glucan endo-1,3-beta-glucosidase 12
Biological process (GO): carbohydrate metabolic process
Molecular function (GO): hydrolase activity, hydrolyzing O-glycosyl compounds
Source: RefSeq, a predicted model, not a curated record
UAUGUAUACCAAAUGAAUUGAAAGUAUCCAAUCAAGAGAAAAGAAAGAAAAAUCGCGUGGUUCCCGCCACAUUAUGAAAAUCUCUCUAACUAAACUAACUAACUAAGCAGUCCACUUCUCCUAAAAUCUUUCUUUCUCAUCACUACCAUCCAUCUCUUCUUCCAAAAUGUUUCACACCUUCAUCUCCCUCACUUUCUCUCUCUACCUUCUCCUCUCUCUCCUCCCAACAACAACCACCACCACCACCACCCUCCCCUCCAUUGGCGUCACAUACUCCACGUCCCGCCAAACCUCACCAUCACCACCACCACCCUCACAACCACCACCGUCACCAUCAUCACCAGACCGCAUAACCACCGCCAUGGAAAAUCUCAAACUCACCACUCUCCGUCUCGAAGAACCCGACCCAUCCAUCAUCCGAAGCCUCCUCUACACCAAUAUCUCCAUCUUUCUCACCAUCCCAAACUACAUGGUCACACCAAUCGCCAAUAACCGCUCUAUUGCACGUGCCUGGAUCUACACUCACGUGCUUCCUUUCUACCCACGCGCCAAAAUCACAACAAUCUCAGUCGGCAAUGCCUUCCUCGACGUUUACCCCGAAUCCAUCAACAACCUCCUCCCUGCAAUCUCCAACGUACACGUGUCACUCCGCGAUCUCGGGAUCCGUAAAAUCUCCGUUUCGACUUCCUUCUCUUUCGUAACUGCCAUUUCUUCUCCGUUUCCUCCGUCUUCCGCUCAGUUUCAAGAACCUCCCGGCGUUAACCUAAUGGGACCGUUGCUUCAAUUCUUGACCGACACGAAUUCUUCCUUCUUGAUUAAUCUUUACCCUUACAAUCUUUACCGUUUACGGCCGGAGAUUCCUCUCGGAAUUGCGCUUUUUCAAGAACAUCCGUUUAAUUUCCGCGACGAUUUCACGACCGGCGUUCGUUACCGGAAUUUGUUUGAUAUUAUGGUUGACGCGGUCGUUAGCGCGAUGGCGUUAGCGGGUUACGAAACGAUUCCGGUAGUGGUUACUGAAACGGGAUGGCCUAGUUCGGGGAAUGAGCUUGAUGCGAAUUCUGGAUAUGCGGAGAUUUAUCUGAGGGGAUUGGUGAAGCAUCUUAUGUCCGGUGCCGGAACGCCAUUGUUGAAAGAUGGAGUUCGAGGUGUUUAUCUUUACGAGCUUUUUGAUAAGGAAGGAAACGGGAGAAAUUGGGGGGUUUUGUACCCUAACGGUAGUGCAAAGUAUAGAAUCGAUUUCUCUGGAGAAUCGCGUUCUUGUGUGAUGAAUUGGAUUAACGUGGGGUUUCUGAUUUUGCUCGUUGUAAAGGUGUGUUGCAUGGUUUAUUAGUUUUUUUUUUUUAAUUUUUGUAUUAAUGUUGUUUUGGUUUUAGGAUUUAGUCCAGGAAGGCGUAGAGACUGAUAUGAUGUUAAUGAUUUUAGGUUAAGUGAUUAGUUAAUUAGAGUUUGAGUUUGUAAUUAGGAUGAUGUAUGAAGCUAAAUGAAAAAGAAACAAAUUGUUGUGUAGAGAACUUUUGUGAAUUGUAUUUGAGUCGAUGUGUUAAUGAAGCAUGAAUACGAUUCUUUUGUUG